This is a messenger RNA of Apiotrichum porosum, 1737 nucleotides long. RefSeq names its product Sulfate adenylyltransferase (gene MET3). The transcript is spliced from 3 exons. The record is from RefSeq and is a predicted model, not a curated record. Bases 1 to 1737 code for a protein of 578 amino acids. Gene Ontology annotation, biological process: sulfur amino acid metabolic process. Gene Ontology annotation, cellular component: cytoplasm. Gene Ontology annotation, molecular function: ATP binding; sulfate adenylyltransferase (ATP) activity; adenylylsulfate kinase activity. Lineage: Eukaryota; Fungi; Basidiomycota; Tremellomycetes; Trichosporonales; Trichosporonaceae.
AUGGCCAACGCACCCCACGGCGGCGUCCUCAAGGACCUUGUUGCUCGCGAUGCCCCCAGGCAGUCGCAGCUCCGCGAGGAGGCUCGCCUCCUCCAGGACAUCUUCCUCACCGAGCGUCAGCUCUGUGACCUCGAGCUCAUCCUCAACGGUGGCUUCUCCCCCCUCGAGGGCUUCAUGAACGAGGCUGACUACACUUCGGUCGUCAACUCGCUCCGUCUCGCCAAGCAGGAUGGCCAGGCUGAGGGCACCCUCUUCCCCAUGCCCAUCACCCUCGAUGUCUCCGCCGAGGACGUCCAGCGUCUCGGCCUCAAGGCUGGUGUCCAGGUCGCUCUCCGUGACUUCCGUGACGACGCCGCUCUUGCCAUCCUCACCGUCGAGGACGUCUACCGCCCCGACAAGAAGCUCGAGGCCGAGAAGGUCAUGGGUGCCGACGACAUUGCCCACCCCGCUGUUUCGUACCUCCACAACCAGACCAAGGAGUUCUACGUCGGUGGUAAGGUCCAGGCCGUCCAGGCCCCCACCCACUACGACUACGUCGCUCUCCGCUACACUCCCGCCGAGCUCCGUGCCCACUUCAACAAGGUCGCAUGGCGCAAGGUUGUUGCCUUCCAGACCCGUAACCCCAUGCACCGUGCCCACCGCGAGCUCACCGUCCGUGCCGCCCGCCAGCACCGCGCCAACGUCCUUAUCCACCCCGUUGUCGGCCUCACCAAGCCCGGAGACGUCGACCACUACACUCGUGUCCGCGCCUACCAGGCUCUCAUGCCCUCGUACCCCGAGGGUCUUGCCCACCUCGCCCUCCUCCCCCUUGCCAUGCGCAUGGCUGGUCCCCGUGAGGCUGUCUGGCACGCCAUUAUCCGCAAGAACUUCGGUGCCACCCACUUCAUUGUUGGUCGUGACCACGCCGGCCCCGGCAAGAACUCGCAGGGCCAGGACUUCUACGGCCCCUACGACGCCCAGGAGCUUGUUACCCAGUUCAAGGACGAGCUCCACAUCGACAUGGUUCCCUUCCAGGCCAUGACCUACCUCCCUGGCACCGACGAGUACCAGCCGGUCGACGAGGUUGCCAAGGGUACCCCCACCGCCGACAUUUCGGGCACUGAGCUGCGCAAGCGUCUCCGUACCGGCGCCGCUAUCCCCGACUGGUUCUCGUACACUGGUGUCGUGAAGGUCCUCCGUGACUCGUACCCCCCUCGCCCCCAGCAGGGCUUCACCAUCCUCCUUACCGGUCUUCACAACUCGGGCAAGGACACCAUCGCCCGUGCCCUCCAGGUCACUCUCCAGCAGCACGGUGCCCGCUCGGUCUCGCUCCUCCUUGGUGACGAGGUCCGCGCCGAGCUCUCGAACGACCUUGGCCACUCGCCCGAGGACAAGCACCUCAACAUGCUCCGCAUCGGUUACGUUGCCUCGGAGCUCACCAAGGCCGGUGCCGCCGUCAUUGCCGCCCCCACUGCUCCUUACGAGCGCUCGCGCAAGGCCUUCCGCAACGCUGUCGCCGGCCCCGGUGGCAACUUCUUCCUCAUCCACGUCGCCACCCCUCUCGAGUACUGCGAGAAGGUUGACCGCCGCAACCUCUACAAGCGCGCCCGCGAGGGUGAGCUCAAGGGCUUCACCGGUGUCGACGACACCUACGAGGCUCCCGUGGACGCCGACCUUGUCUGCGACCUCCGCACCGACACCGUCCCUGAGAUUGUUCACUCGGCUGUCAUGCUCCUCGAGUCGUCGGGCCUUCUUUAA